CGAGAAAGUUGUCAAAUUCUAUUACAACGUGACAAAGCGGAGAGGAAAGUCAUUGUGCCAACCAGCUAAAGAUUAUUAAAUUUUUCAUAAUGGCAGCACCCAAUAAAUCUGAAAAACCUAAGAAAAAGGAAGAUAAAAAGGAUGAAUUUCUUGGAGAUAUUAAGUAUACCAAUGACUUACCCGAUGUGGCUCCGGACCUCAAAUUUCUGCCCUGUGGCAAGGAUUUACUGGAUUAUACCAUCAAUCCUGUAUCAUUUCCCGAAUUGGAAUCUCAGCACAACUAUUAUUUUCCUGGUCUUGAGAGUCUUCUUAACUUGGAUUUGGUUACUCAGGAAAUGCACGAGCAGCCUCCGAAUGAGUCAGCAGAAAUGGAUCCCCGUGAUGCAGAGUUACUGAAAGAUAUUGAGGCCUUAGUAAUAAAAGAUGAUGAAAAGUAAAUAAAGCAAAAGAGAAAAAUAAAAACAAAAAAACGG
Messenger RNA from Drosophila willistoni, 473 nucleotides. RefSeq lists its product as uncharacterized. Gene Ontology annotation, cellular component: Cdc73/Paf1 complex. Lineage: Eukaryota; Metazoa; Arthropoda; Insecta; Diptera; Drosophilidae. The transcript is spliced from 2 exons. Bases 90 to 437 code for a protein of 115 amino acids. The record is from RefSeq and is a predicted model, not a curated record. Gene Ontology annotation, biological process: transcription elongation by RNA polymerase II.